Messenger RNA from Apis florea (little honeybee), 5388 nucleotides. RefSeq lists its product as uncharacterized. NCBI's taxonomy places the organism in Eukaryota, Metazoa, Arthropoda, Insecta, Hymenoptera, Apidae. The record is from RefSeq and is a predicted model, not a curated record.
UCUUUUUACCUUUUUAAAUCGGCGUAGCCCGAAAUCACAUUGAUUUCAUUCAUUGAGAGAAAUCCGAAUGAACGUCGGAAAUGUCUCCGACGACAAGCGGUUCUCGUUCGGCGGAACCGCCCGCGCAGUACUUCGGGCGCGUCGAAGGGGGCCGAGGUUGGCCGAAGCCGGGCGAACACGGACGAAUAGUCGGCUCGAAUCGCGCUGCCGCGAUGCAUCGGUUCGAACGCGCGCACGGGCUGGCUGUCUCGCUUGUCUCCCUAGUGCGUCGUUCGAGGUUUGUCCCUUCUCGUUUCUCUAUUAUUGUAAAUCGUGACGGCGCGGCGAAAAUACGCGCGCUACUGCGACAUACUAUCGAUAUCGGCGUAAUUUCAUUGUAGUUUUCGACUGACGUUACGACGUUACAAAGAAUGUUCGAACAUUUUCUGUAAGUGAGUGACUCGAUGAACUCGUUGCCCGCGUGACACUUGAAUGUGAUCGUCGACGCGCGUGCGUUAUCCAUUGCCGACACGCGGUUCGAUUAUCGCUUGUGACAGGUUUUCAUUAUGCUUGCUCGACGCUCGGAAUUGUGUGCAACAUUUUGACACAAACGUUGUUUGUCUAUGUAGUUCGCGUGAUCGUCUUGGAGGGCGCGACAGAAGAGAAAAAACGCACGAAAUACGGAAGGUGUGAUGUAUGUGCCAAUUGACAACUAACCUUUACGCGAGUGCACGCGUGUGCCGCGUGGCUAUCCACGAUCUGAAGUUUUCGCGGUUAUACGGAGCACGCGGUUAUUUGUGGCACGAGGAACUUCCUAGAGGAGAAGCUACAAAAGAUUGAUCAGUUGACAAAGUGGAAAACGCUUCUCCGACCAGGCCCGUUAUGGAUUCCUAUCCGAUGGGGGCACUAUGCAGACCGAGGAAAUCGUGUCUCGCGCACAAUCUACUGGUAUAGACGGUGGCCCCACAGACAGCGCCUCUUUGCAGCAUCAUCUGCAUCACACGUCGCACAUAAAGUGUCCGUUGCCACCUCUGCUCCACAUGGCGGUGAAGCAGGAGCCACAGGAGGAGGAGGAACGAAGUCGUGACACGAAUGCGUUGAGUCCGCAAGUAGAUGCAGACACCUCGCCGACGUCCCUCGAUGGGAAACUCGGGCAUGGACACGAAACGGGCCAUCAUCAUCAGAUCCAGGAGCUCGAGGAAACUCCCGGGCAGACCGUUGCCGAUCUGAAUAAUCGAGGAAGGCCGAGCCGUGGGCGCAGGAAGUCGCGAUGGAAGCUCAAGUUCCACCACCAAGCGUUGCCACCGGAGUAUCUGGACCACUACGAGGCAUCCCUCGCCCAGGAGGCCCUCAACUCGUCGCCGACCCGAUUGACGGAGCCGACGAUAGCAAGCCCCGCGCCAACCAGCUCCACCUCGACGCCAAGCCCCAUAGCCGACGUGCACGGCUGGUUGCAGCGGAUCGCGGCUAUGCAGCAGGAGCUCUGCCCUCAGAUCUCGUCCGGCCAGUGCUCGACGAUGGCCAACAACGCGCCGAAUCAAGCGUCGUCGGUCUCGAGAAGGUCCGUGAUCACGUCCACCUCCUCUCACACGCUCAACACCACCACCACCACCAUCCACCAUAAUCACAAUCAACAGCAAUCCCCUCCCCAACCGUGCCAGGCGAGGCCGCCCAUGAAAUACUCGGAUCUGCCUUACAUGGGCGAGAUCACGUUGGACAACAGCAAGCCGAGGCGAGGAAGGAAGCCGAAGAAGGCUGAUAUCUGCCACUUGAUAUACAAGAAUUACGGAACCAUACUGCCCGGAACUCCCGGCCACGAGGAGAGAAGGCUCUCCCCGAGGGGGGAGAAGCUUGGCGACUGCCGCGAGAGGAUCUCCCCGCACGCGAUUCCGUUCCAAAGGUCGGACGUGCAGAACAGGAUCAGCAGCUUGCUGGAGAAACGAUUGACGCAGGAGUCGCGGCGCGCGUUCGACGUUGGCUCGGAGAAUUCGGCGAGGGAGCAGGACGAGCCUUUGAACCUGUGCAUCAGGGAUCUGAAUCAAUUGAAGAUCAGGUUGUUGAGGAAGCACGGGAACGUGUACGAGUCCGGGCAGGUUAAGAGCGAGACCUCGAGCGACGGGGAGGAGGUCGAGUGCAUAGGAUCCACUUUCCCCCCCUCCGAGUCGGGGUAUCGUCCAUUACUGGAUCCGCUCGUCGUUCGCAACAGCGCCACCAACAACGUGAACCACAACAACAAUAAUAACAUAAUCGAUCCUAUGCUCGCCACCAAUCCGGGAUUCGUGUACUGGCCAAACGCGGGCGUGUUUAUCCACCCGAUGGCGCUGCAGUCGCAGCUACUCUACUACCAAAAGAUGGCGCAGAGCGACAAGUGUUACCCGAGAGCUUUGGACCAAGGGCCGAAAGAGCAGAGGAUCGUACCUAAGUCGAUAUACUCGAUGAUGGAGGCGAAGAGUCCACCGCUGGUCCCAGCGCCGCCACCCGCCACCGUUCAACCGUUGACACCUGCUCAAACAGGUGUCCCGCCGGUCCAACCUCCUGUCUCGCCCAGGCCGAAGAGGAACGCGCCCCUCGCUCAGGCGCAGCCCACCAAGAGGAAACGGUCCGCCAUAUUCAUACCGCCUAUGCCCACGGAGAACAACAACAAUCCCGCGACAGAGGUGAGCAUAUGCAAAUUCAAGUUCACAGGUGGGGCGAAGCCUAGCCUACAAGAGAAGAAGAGCCUGUCCGUCGAUUCUGGGGGCAACUUCAGGUAUUACAGCGGCACCGGGGACAAGAGUAUGCGUGGAUACGAGUUCUUCCCACGUGAGGCUCUUCAACAGUCCGCCGGCCAGUCGGCCUCCUCGACCGGCGCCUUCCUGAACGCUGCAGGGGAAAGGAUUCAACCGCCACCUUGUCAGAGGGGCGGUGGCAACGGUCAGGAGGAGGGCCGUCGCAAGAGGAAGACGCGAAAGUCGUUGCAGAGGGAGAAACUGGAGCAAACGUUCAAGGAGAAGGGGUUCCUGAUCCAGACGCAGCAGUUGGAAUCCGCGGAGGGCGCCACCUAUUGCAAGUUCAGGCAGCUUAGAAAGUUCACCAGGUAUCUGUUCAGAAGUUGGAAGGACUAUCUGCCGGGGAACGUGCGCGAGUUGACCGGGGCGACGGAGAACGAGAUCGGCGACGGGGACGCGGAGAGUGAUACGAACGUGUUGCCGUCCCCUGUUCCCAAUAUGGUGGACGUGCCGUCGGCCUUCGUCGACGAGCACCGCGCCCUCCCUCUCACGUGAGACGAUCGCCACGAGGCGGUCGGUCGGUUCUUACUUCACGGUUAACUUCAGCCACGGGUCUCGGGAGAUCCUCCCAAGAUCGGGGAGAUCGGUGAUGAAGAGUCACGUUGCUUCGAUCGAGGAAGCAACGUGAGGUGGGGUACGAGGGAUGGAUGGCGAGAGGAUGGAGGCGAGUCGAUGUAAGUUUUUAGGGGGGAGUAAAGAUUUUUGAUCGGAAAGAUUGGGCUCGCGAGACGGACGAUCGGGAAUUAUUGAAUUGAAUAGAGAAGUUUCGAGUUUUAAGAUUCGAUGGGAUUUGUUUCGAGUUCAGCCGCGUUACAUCAUUGGAAAUGGGAAGAGAAUUGUAUUACUCAUUGGCAUUGUCUCUUUUCCAGAGAGAAUUUUGAAACGAUGAAAUAUGUAAAAGAUUGUAAAAAUUGCGGCUGACAAUGAGAAUUAGGAAACGAUAGAUUCAGCUAAUAGGUUAAACGUGAAAGACAAUCGCUUAACUUUCACUUUGUACUCACGAUUAAUAAUAGGUAACUGUUAAUGUCAUAACGUUUAAGUAUCGAAACUUUAUAACACCUAAAAGUGCAUAAAUGGUACAUACAUACAUUUUUUAUUGAGUAAAGAGUGGAUUUUUUUUUAAAUUUUCAAUUCACAUUUUCUUUCUUGACAUCUGUUCAUUUAAAAACUUAUUUGUUUUUUUUUUCUUUUUAGUGCAUGUGAAUGCGUAUAUACAUAAAAAAAAUUCUAAAUUUUAUUAAGAAUCGAUGUAUUACGAAGCAACUUGUUUGUUGAUUUGUUAUUAGGAAUGGUAAUUUUUUUUUUUUUUUUUUAGCUAAAGUAUAUUUCCAUGAUUUUACUUAAACCAAUACAAAGGUUUUUAAAUUAUCAUCUAUUAAUAUUAUAUUAUCUUGUGAGCUUGUAUUGACCGUUAACCGAAGGAAAAAUUAAUUAAAAUUCGAAAAAAAUUCAAUAACGAUGUUGACCAAUAACGAGUUGCCAUGACAUCAUUAUAUCUAUUAUUGUAGAAAAUUAAUCGACAUAAUCUGUAUGACUUACUGGUCCUUGAAUAUCAAAAAAAAAAAAAAAAAAAAAAGAAUAUGAAGAAAAAUAUCGACAAUUAUAAUUCACAAUGAACUAGAAAACAUACGAUGCUAAUUGAUGUUUACUUACAUAAAUAAGUGAUAUAUAAGUCUGUGAUAUGUAGUAGUUCAUCUCAUAAUUGAUAAAAAAACACACAUAAAAAAAAACACCGAUCAUUCAUUUUAAUAUUCUUAAAAAUAUCCAAUUCAAAAAGUACCUAGUGAAAAAAAAAAUAUAUAAAAAAAUAUCGAUUGAAAUUCAUUUAUCGAGAUUUAACGAAACAAUUUAAUUUUAUGUUAGAAACGUGUAUAAACAGCCCCCUAUGAUCAAACCACGUUUUACAUCAAGCCAAUCGAUUAAAUUUCAAUCGAAAUAAAGUAAAAUUUCGAUCAUUUACGAGUUAAAGUUGCUCGUUAAUCUCGAUCUAAAGAGAAAAGUUAUACAGAUCAUCAAUUUUCAUAAAUGGAAUUUAUACCAACAAUCUAUCAAUCUUCCAUUUCAUUAUUACCAUCUAAUAAAAAUAUCAUCAUCGCACGACUUAUAAAUAAAUACGUAUUAUUUCGUGAAUCAAACGAACGAACGUACAACUAUUAACAUAACCUUAUAACAAUGCGCGAUUGAUCGAUCGUUUCAUUAGAAGAAUGAGAGAAAAGAGAGGAACGUAUAUCGGGUGAGAGAGCGGGAAAGAGAAUCGUAAAUGCUACCGCGAGCGAGGAUACGAGGAACAGAUGGCGUUCGUGUAUCGUCACGGUUAUAAUAAUAAUGUAAAUUCGAUCGUAGCUCCGUGCCAAAGAUGGGAGACUGGAAUGUAAAUAGCGCUGAAAGGACGUGUUUGUCGUAGUUAACCAAAGAGCGUGGUUUCGCCGAUUAGAAGCGGAUGCGGGUAAGGUAAUCUUCGUGUGUUAAGAAACAAGAGGCGUGACGCGAUAAAUUCAGCUUUCUAGGCGGUCUGCACGGGACGAGGCGAGACUUUCGUCGGCUUUCGAUUUUGCAAUGCAUUUCGCGCGCACCUAGAUGAGAACGGAGAAUGAGAACGAAAAAAGAAUCGAAAGAUUCUUCUUUGAGAGAAAGAGAGAGA